GUUGCUUUCCCUAUACUUCAAAUGGCUCAGAAAGUAAUCUCUUGUGCAGAGAAUCAUUACAGAAUCCACAUUUACGAACCUUGACCGCCAUUGAAGCACCUCAUUCUUCAUUUCCUCUGGUUUUUUUUCCUGGACUCUGUUAAUCUUUCUUUGCAAAAAAAAGACCAACAACAGAGACAGAGCAGAGCCUCUCUUCUUUGACCCAGAAGUCAGAAUUCCCUUUUUUGAGAGAAAACCCAAUUUGGGUUUUGUCUUUCUCUUGAGGAGGAGUAACUCAAGGGAGUGAGAAUUUGAUUGAAUUAACCAAGUGGGUAGUUGUUGUUUUUUCUGAAUUCGAACUGGGUUCCUUUGGAAGUGUUGGAAUUGGUGCACUCCAUGGAGGCAAUUGCAGGAACGGGAGCUAGAUCUAUCCAUAAGGCGCCGGAAGAAGAGUUGACAGCCCUGGAAUCGCUUCAAUUCACGGAUGAAAUCCACCUGUUGAUGGCUGCGCCGCCGGAUAGCUCGAGUUCCUUCACUGCCUUACUCGAGCUGUCAGCCCCACAAGCUGUGGAACUACUUCACUUACCGGAAUCCGCUAAUCUUAUCUCUAACGACAGCUAUAAACCGACCCAGAUGGACGAUUUCAAGGGGAGCCUUCAUUUCCCUACGGAUAUUGCUUUGAUCGAGAGAGCUGCGAGACUCUCUGUGUUUGCUGGCGAGAGUAACAACAAGCAUAGCAACAGUGAAAAGAAUUCGGCGGAGACGGCGUCGGAUAAUUCCAGCGCGGAUCCCGAGAAGGCGGUCAAAAGUGAGCCGGCGGAGACGGAGUAUUCGCAGCCGUCGGGUUCUGAUCCGACGGUGCAUAAGAAGUCUGUGAAGAGGAAGGAGCGAGAAAAGAAGGCUAAAGGGUCGGCUAAGAAGAGCAAGACUGCCGCAAAUGAGAGCUCCGACGACGCCGAGCAGCUCCCUUAUGUUCAUGUCCGAGCUCGCCGUGGCCAAGCCACCGAUAGUCAUAGCUUAGCAGAAAGAGCAAGGAGGGAGAAGAUUAAUGCUAGGAUGAAGUUGCUGCAGGAGCUAGUCCCUGGUUGCAGCAAGAUUUCUGGUACAGCAUUGGUGCUUGAGGAAAUCAUCAAUCAUGUGCAGUCUCUACAGCGUCAAGUGGAGUUCUUAUCAAUGAGACUUGCAGCAGUUAACCCAAGAAUUGAUUUCAACUUUGAUAGCAUAUUCACUCCAGAAUACAUGCAGGCUACAUCUCUAGUGGAUAGUAACUUCCCCAGCAUGGUUAUGCCUGUGAUGUGGCCUGAAGCCCAAGUAGGUGGAAACAGACAACAAUGUCAACAACAAUGGCACCUGGAUAUACUCCACCAGCCUGGUUGGGAAAGAGAAGAGGUCUGCCAUAACUACAUUACUCCUGAGAACUCUCUUUUAAGCUAUGACUCUUCGACAAAUUCAGCAACUUUGCACUCAAGUCAAUCAAAAAUGGAGCUUUGAAGGCAGAUUGAGAUUCCACUGGUAGAUAUUAUUUGAAAGAGGUUCUGCUAGUAGCUAGUGUUUGUAAAUAUUAUCAUAUCUAAUAGUAUCAGAAGUUAGCAUGAAGUAGAGGAGAGGCUUCUACAUUGAUCCUGGGUUUCCAUGUCUUCAAUUUAUCGCAAGUCAGCUGGAAACCCUGAUUCCAUUCCACUGGAGACAAGAAAUUUCAACUAUCAUUUAUCUUAUAUCCAAGAUUGAUUGACUCAUAUUGUAAAACUAAGAUGAUGGAACUGUGGCUUAACUAUUAUAUUAUGGAACAUGGCUUCUUGCCUUCUUCAUCUCUUGUUGAUGAGAUAGGAUCCUAAAUUCCUUGUUUUUGUAUGUUCCAUUCUUUUUCUUUAUUUCUUUUUUUGUGGCCAAGCUAUUCUUAAGUGAGUUUCCAUGUAUUUUGAGAUUAAUUCAUCCUUAGUUUGAUCAAAGAUAAAUCAUCCAUCUUAGA
Molecule: messenger RNA, 1948 nt
Organism: Rubroshorea leprosula
Lineage: Eukaryota; Viridiplantae; Streptophyta; Magnoliopsida; Malvales; Dipterocarpaceae
Source: the annotation of a GenBank genome assembly